Molecule: messenger RNA, 1583 nt
Organism: Neopsephotus bourkii (Bourke's parrot)
Lineage: Eukaryota; Metazoa; Chordata; Aves; Psittaciformes; Psittacidae
Gene: C1GALT1C1
Product: C1GALT1 specific chaperone 1
Exons: 2
Coding region: 167-1123 (318 amino acids)
Molecular function (GO): N-acetylgalactosaminide beta-1,3-galactosyltransferase activity
Source: RefSeq, a predicted model, not a curated record
GUUGGGGCGGGGGCUGGUGCCGGUGUCCUGUCACGGGCGGCACCGGUAAGCGGCGGGCGGGGCGGUGCGGUCCGGUCCGUGUCAGCGGGGGACGCGGGGCACGGGACCGGUCCCAGCCACAGCGGCCGUGAGGGUCCGCCGGGGCUCCGGCUGUCUCGGAGGGAAAAUGAUGUCCGAAAGCAGCUCCUUCGUGAAGGGGGUGGUGCUGGGAGGAGCCUUCUGCAUGCUGGUCACACUCCUGGGACACAUGAAGGUAGGCCACGGGACUAAAGCCCAUCGCCACGAGCAUCAUCAUAUCCAGGCUCCCAACAAAGAAGAUGUCCUAAACCUGUCAGAAGGUGAACGCAUGGAGCUUAGUAAAAGUAUCCGCGUUUAUUGUAUCAUCCUCGUGAAACCCAAAGAUCUGGGGCACUGGGCUGCAGUCAGAGAGACAUGGAGCAAGCACUGCGACAAGGUGGAAUUCUACAGCUCAGAAAAUGUCAAAGUGUUUGACUCUGUAGCCCUUAACACAAAUGAUAUGUGGGUGAUGAUGAGAAAAGCUUACAAGAUAACAUAUGAACGCUAUAAAGAUGAAUUCAGCUGGUUCUUCCUUGCGUAUCCAACAACAUUUGCUAUUAUUGAAAACCUCAAAUAUUUCUUACUGAAAAAAGACCCCUCACAGCCUUUUUAUAUAGGCCACACUGUGAAAUCUGGUGACCUUGAGUAUGUAGAUGGUGAGGGAGGAAUCGUCUUAAGCAUUGAAUCACUAAGACGAUUCUCCCGUAUUGUUGAAGACUCUGACAAGUGCCCAGAGCAAGGAGGCAUGAUUUGGAAGCUUGCGGAGGACAAACAGCUCGCGAUCUGCCUGAAGUACACUGGAGUGUUUGCUGAAAAUGCAGAAGAUUCAGAAGGAAAAGAUGUCUUCAACACCAAGUCGGUCAAUGCUCUCAUUAAGGAAGCAAUGUCUACUCACCCUCAGCAGGUGGUGGAUGGCUGCUGCUCUGACAUGGCCAUCACCUUCAGCGGUCUGGCCCCGAACCACAUGCAUGUGAUGAUGUAUGGUGUCUACAGGCUGCGACCCUACGGCCACACAUACAACGAUGCACUGGUGUUCUUGCCACCUCCAGGCUCAGACAAUGACUGAUGUGUCCUCAAAGCAGACCUGGAACCACAGAGGUGGCUCUUCUCACCACAUACGUUUGUACUGACACGUUUCAUUUUGUACCUGGUGGUACUGGUGUACAGGUUCUUUUUGCACAUUGAGGUUUGGUAAAGCUCUUCAUUUUAAAAGUGGAAGGAGAACUUUUUUCUAAAUCUUUUAUACAGAAAUGUUUCUGGCUUUUGACACUGCUGGAAUGAAAUUAUAAAUAAAUUGUUAAUGUUUAUAAUAAAAGGAAAUUAAGUUUAUAUGGGGGGUUUGUACAUGUAAAUAUUUAUUAAUGAAAACCCAAAUGAAGUUUAGUCUACUGUUAUAUAUAUAUUUUUUGCAAGACUUUGAUUCUUUCAAUUCUUCCGGGCAUUUCUAGAAUGUCUUUAUAUCUUUCUAGAUAUACCAAUCUGUAUCAAGACAUACCAAUAAAACUGGCUACAGCUGCAAUUUCAAA